Diabrotica balteata is the source of this 1545-nucleotide messenger RNA. The record is from the annotation of a GenBank genome assembly. NCBI's taxonomy places the organism in Eukaryota, Metazoa, Arthropoda, Insecta, Coleoptera, Chrysomelidae.
AUAAUUUAAGCAGUGACACUGACUGACAAGUAUUGUUAGUAAACUAGGGUCGAAGUGUUCUUAGUUGAUAGUAAGUUGUAUUUAGAGAUACAACCUUUGUGUUCACAAAGUGAUUACCUUUCGAGAGUAAUUCUUUUCAGUUAGUUGUAACAAACUGAUGGUAACAAUUUCAUGACAAUUUGAAAAAUGUCGUCUCCAAGUGCUGGAAAAAGACGUAUGGACACGGAUGUUAUUAAACUCAUUGAGAGUAAACAUGAGGUAACUAUCCUUGGUGGACUCAAUGAAUUUUGUGUAAAAUUCUAUGGACCUAAAGGAACCCCUUACGAAGGUGGUGUUUGGAAGGUGCGAGUGCACUUGCCAGAACAUUAUCCAUUUAAGUCUCCAAGCAUUGGCUUCAUGAAUCGUAUUUACCAUCCCAAUAUUGAUGAGGUGUCGGGUACUGUCUGCUUGGAUGUGAUCAAUCAAGCAUGGACUGCUUUAUACGAUCUAUCAAAUAUAUUCGAAUCGUUUCUUCCACAACUAUUAACCUACCCUAAUCCGAUUGAUCCACUCAACGGAGAUGCAGCUGCAAUGUAUCUUCAUAAGCCUGAAGAAUACAAAAAGAAAGUACAAGAGUACGUACGGAAGUACGCGACAGAGGAAGCUCUUCGAGGUCAGGAGAACGUUAGUUCCGAUAGCGAAUCAAGUAUGUCAGACUUUUCGGAAAAUGAAGCUGAAGACAUGGAGUUAUAACGCAGGCUGUCAUCAAUCUCCAAAAGCUCGCUCAAAUCAACUUCCUCCCGAAUAGGUGACAUUGAUGAUUCUACAGAUGUGAUCUUAAAAAAGAGUUUUUUAUAUAGUUCUGAUUGUUUUGGUGUUUCAUAGUUUAUUUUACUCAUUGGUAUAGUCGUAGCCGUCGAAGUGUGAUUUCGUUAUCUAACAAGAUGUUUGUUAUUGCCAGUCUAACCUUGCAUACAGAAACAUUACAAAUAUAAAUUUCUGCCUGUUCAACCAUGAUUAGAGCUCCCAGAGCUUCUCUGGGAGACCUGUGAUAGUUUGUGAAAUAGUUUGCUAACGCCAUUAAGGCUACCAGCAAUGCCACUAGUUUUGUUGGUCAAUCUGGCUAAGAUUCAUUAACUUCAAGAUACAGAUGGCAAUGUUUUGUAAUUUAUUUUUAUUUCCAAGGAAGUUUUUGCACCAUACUGCCCUUACAGAGUUGUUAAAAGUAACUGAUACACAUGAGUGAUUUAACUGAUGUAAUUAUUUCAAAUCUCUCAUUUCUUUGAUACUGUCGAAGUUCUUAGAGCUACUUGUUUUAGGGUAUAAUAAUAAUAAUAAUAAUUUACUUAUUUAUUAUAAAAUUAACAAGUAGUAUUAGCGUUAAAAAGCUAAUUAUUUUUUCUCGUUUAUCCUAAUAUGAUAUUCUAGAUGGUUCCAGUUUCUUGUUCGAUUCUUUAAUUAGUAAUUUUUAGUUAUUUUCUUAAAUUUUUGGAUAUAUAAGUAUAUAUGAUGAUAGCAAACACAUCUCAAAUUUUUGUUUAUACGGAUAAGUAUAUGCAUUUCGUG